AUGUCUGAACCCGAAUCCACCACCGCCUCCCUCAACCUAUCCGCCCUAACUCUCACCCCCGAACCCCCCCUCCAAACCUUCCCCCUCGGCGACUUCACCCUCCAAUCCGGCACCAUCCUCCCCUCCGCCCAAAUCUCCUACACCAUCCACGGCUCCCCCUCCCUCCCCCCCAUCCUCUACCCAACCUGGUUCUCUGGCCUCACCAGCUCCAACACCUGGCUCCUCGGCGCCUCUCGCCCCCUCUCCCCCGAGAAAUACUGCAUCAUCAUCCCCGCCCUCUUCGGGAACAGCCAGUCCACUUCCCCGUCUAAUUCGGAUCUGCGUCCGUUUCCGGCGAUCACGAUGUACGAUAAUGUACGUGCGCAGCAUGAAUUACUUACGAAGGGGCUGGGGAUUACGCAUCUUCGCGCGGUAUUGGGGUGGAGUAUGGGCGCGGCGCAGGCGUAUCAGUGGGCGACGCAGUAUCCGGAGUUUAUGGAUAUAAUCGUCCCUUUCUGCGGUGCGGCGAGGUGCGCGACGCAUAACAAGGUGUUUUUAGAGGGACAGAAGAGUGCUUUGCUCGCGACUAAGGGUGUGCGAUCCGCCGGUGCUGGUAGCGAUGGCGGGGAGAGAGGCGAGUGGAGCAAAGAUGAGUGGGAGGUUGGAAUGAGAGCGUUUGGGAGGGGGUAUGCCGGAUGGGGAUUUUCGCAGACAUUUUAUCGCGAGAGGGUGUUUGAGACUCAUUUAGGGUAUAAAGACUUGGAGGACUUUUUGGUGGGGUUUUGGGAGAAGUGGGCGGUUUCGAAAGAUCCGGAGAAUAUGCUUACUAUGCUGCGAACUUGGCAGACUGCGGAUGUCUCACAGCAGGAGCCGUAUCACGGCGACUUCAAGGCCGCUAUGCAGGCUAUAAAGGCCAAAACUCUUGUUCUGCCUUCCAAGACAGACUUGUACUUUCCGCCUGAGGACUCGGAAAUUGAAGUUUCGCUCAUGCGCGAGGGUGUUGCGACGCUGGCGGUCUUUCCUUCCAUCUGGGGGCACUGGGCGGGUGGUCCGGGGGAGUCGAAGGAGGAUGGGGAGUGGCUUGAUGAGCAGCUGAGGGGGGUUGGACUUUGAUUUUCGGGCUUUGGGGCCUCUAGCUUUGAGGCUCAUCUCAGGUCUUGCACUUUAGAUUUUGUUUCUGUGCGUAUGGAUUCGUCGUUUUUUGAACGGAUGUCCUGUCUUUUUCUUUGUUUACUUCUUUUUCUACAGCAUACAAUGAUACUUGUUUCGUUUCACUCAGCCUCUUUAGAGCCUAGGUUUUGAUUGUCACUUCGAAACGAACGAUGCUAUUAUGUCUCAGCCGCAACAAAGGGAUGGGCCGGAUUCUCCAAAGGCGUUUUAAACGCUACAUACCCCAG
Molecule: messenger RNA, 1376 nt
Organism: Pseudogymnoascus destructans
Lineage: Eukaryota; Fungi; Ascomycota; Leotiomycetes; Thelebolales; Thelebolaceae
Exons: 3
Coding region: 1-1092 (363 amino acids)
Biological process (GO): biosynthetic process
Molecular function (GO): acyltransferase activity, transferring groups other than amino-acyl groups
Source: RefSeq, a predicted model, not a curated record